Messenger RNA from Microplitis mediator, 1907 nucleotides. RefSeq names its product transcription factor Dp-1 (gene Dp). The coding region runs from base 260 to 1681 and encodes 473 amino acids. Gene Ontology annotation, molecular function: DNA-binding transcription factor activity, RNA polymerase II-specific; RNA polymerase II transcription regulatory region sequence-specific DNA binding. Gene Ontology annotation, cellular component: transcription regulator complex; nucleus. The transcript is spliced from 9 exons. NCBI's taxonomy places the organism in Eukaryota, Metazoa, Arthropoda, Insecta, Hymenoptera, Braconidae. Gene Ontology annotation, biological process: regulation of cell cycle; regulation of transcription by RNA polymerase II. The record is from RefSeq and is a predicted model, not a curated record.
CCAAGCUUAUCCCCUGGUCUAUUUGCACGCAGAAGCUACGAUUCUCCCUGUUGCCUCAUCCUAAAAAAUGCUUAAAUACUUUUAUCAAGGAUGAGUUUUAUCGGUAUAACACCACAAUAAGUUUAUUAUUAUUGCUUAGAUUAAUUAGUGUUUAAUAGUAAUUACUAUUUAUUAUUAUUUAUUGUUUGAAAAUGGUACUUUAACAAAUUUAUACAUUGAGACUUAUUAGACACAUUGUUACGUUAUAUUAAUAUCAGUGAUGACACAGCAAAAUAAAACGAUGAAUUUUUAUAUACAAGACGCCCAUGGACACCCGCAAUUUAUUAAGGUUGUACAGAGUACACCUAAUAAAGGUGCAUUGAGUGGCAUAGUGGGAGCCACUAAUACGAGUGGGAUAAAAGUAUUCAAGGCACCUGGCCAGGACUCACAGGUUUUACAAACUGGAACACAAGUCUUGAGGACCAUAAGUUUGCAGAGUCAAUCAACGCCUGGCCAAAGACUUGUGACAAUUCCACUGCAAAAUGCUAAAGUGUCGACGGUCAAAAGUGGAGAUACUCAAGGUGCUAAAACUAUACAGUUAACGUCUGCUCAAAUGAGCAACAUUAAACAGGCUAUUGUGACACAGCAUCAAACUGGUACUCAGCAAAUUAUCAAAGAUGCAUCUGGAAAAACAUUUGUCACUCCGUUACUUGAUCAUUCGACCAAUCGGAAGCGCUAUGAUGCCGAUGGCCAUGAUUAUGUGCCACACAAACGAAGAAAAUCUGAAAAAGUUGGCAAGGGCUUACGACACUUUUCAAUGAAAGUAUGUGAGAAAGUUAAGAAAAAAGGCACAACAUCCUACAAUGAAGUCGCCGAUGAACUCGUCGGGGAAUUUACAAACCCAGCACACAUGAAUUCAAUAACCGAUCAGCAGUACGAUCAAAAAAAUAUAAGACGACGUGUCUACGACGCACUUAAUGUUUUAAUGGCCAUGAACAUAAUUUCAAAAGAAAAGAAAGAGAUCAGAUGGCUGGGAUUACCAACGAAUUCACUGCAAGAGUGCGUGUCACUGGAAAAGGACAAAAAGAAAAAAAUUGAACGAAUCAAAACGAAAACUCAGCAGCUACAUCAGCUUAUACUUCAACAUAUUUCAUUUAAAAAUUUGGUCGAACGAAACAGUUGCAAUGAAAAACUCCAUGGCCCACCGAAACCAAACUCAGCAAUACAAUUGCCGUUUAUUAUAUUGAAUACUAGCAAAAAGACUGUUGUUGACUGCAGCAUUACAAACGACAAAUCCGAGUACCUGUUCAAUUUUAACAAUAAAUUUGAGAUUCAUGACGACAUUGAAGUUUUAAAACGCAUGGGCUUGGCUUUUGGUUUAGAAAGCGGAAAGUGCGUAGAAGAAAAUUUACGGCGGGCUAAAUCGAUGGUACCUAAAUCGCUGGAAAAAUAUGUUGAACAGAUGGCCUCAGGCGAUUUAGACAAGUUUAUCCCCGUGACUAUUCCCGGACCAAGUGCGCCAACAGAAGAUGUGGAAAUAAAAAUGGAGGGUUCCGGUUCGCGGCCACCGUCCUCAUCGCACACUUCGUUAUCCGAAGAAGCGUUGUCUCCUCCAUCUCACUACUUCUCGGAGGACGAAGAAGAAGAAGAAGAAAUGAGCGAGCAAGAUGAUCCAGUCGACAGUGAUGUUGACGUUAACUAGCACUUGGGUUGAACUUGGAAUCAAUUUUUUAAUAUUAAUUAUUGAUAAAAAAAUGAAUGGAAAAGAAAACUAAAAAAUCAGAUUAUGUCUUUGCUUUGCAAAAUCAAUGGUACCUAUUAAGACACACAAUUACGACGACGCAUUAGAUCUUAACACCCAGAUUUAAAUUUUAAAUAACAUGUUCUUUAUGCUAUUAUACUUGGAUAUUAAAUAUACAGAUCAAUUA